AUGGACGCCCCCGCCGCGCGUUCCGCCGUCAGCUCUAGCUCGGCUAAGAAGGGGCCUCCAGCCGCUAAGAAGACCCGCAACCGCAAGAAAAAAGGUCGUGGUGCGGUUCCUGCACCUCCAGUGGCUGCUGCUUCAGUGGCGACUCCGUCGUCGAGUCCAGAGGCUCUGGAGGAGGCCGAGUCUGGCUCCUUCCGGAGCGCGGAAGGCUCCACCUCGACGGCACGUCGCUCCUUCUCACCACUCAGCGGUAGCAGCAGCCAGAGAUACAGCAGUGAAGAGGAAGAGGAGGAGAAUUAUGAAGAGGACGAGUAUUCGUCUGAGAGCGAGGAGGAAGGUGAGAGCAGCUACAAACCCGGAGGUUACCACCGUGUAUUGGUCGGCGAGAUGUACAACUCAAGAUUUGAGGUGCUGGAAAAGCUUGGCUGGGGGCAUUUCUCCACUGUGUGGAAGUGCCUGGACCGACAGACGGGGGCUAUGGUGGCCAUGAAGGUGCAGAAGAGCGCGCGUCAUUACACAGAGGCAGCCAAGGACGAGAUUGAGCUGCUAGAGUGCACUGUACAUGCAGCACGGACAGAGUAUGAGUCAGUGGAGCAACAGGAAGCCAUUAAGGUGAUUCGUCUCGUGGACUCGUUCGAACACAAGGGACCCAACGGCGUGCACGUGUGUAUGGUGUUCGAGAUGAUGGGGGACAAUCUAUUGACGCUCAUCAAAUACUACAACUACAGAGGAGUGCCCAUGCAACUUGUGCAGCGCCUUACCAGGGACAUGAUGGAAGGACUUGCCUUUCUGCACGACAAAUGUCAGAUUAUUCACACCGAUUUGAAACCGGAGAACGUAUUGCUCUCACAUCACAUCCCGCAGCUCCCGAAGAUCCGCAAGGCACAGUGGGAAGCAUUCCGCACGAUGCGUCAAAAGGCUCGAAAUGGGGGCACUACUAUUGCCCCAACGUGUGGUGCCGAUGGAACUCCAAUGUCGAAAGAGGAGAAGAAGCGAUUGAAGAAUCGGCUCAAAAAGAAGCGACAAAAGCAGAAAAAACAAGGUGGAGCAGUGGACCGAGAGGCUUCGGUGGAUGAUAUGGUUGCAAAUGGCAAGAUGGACAGCACUGCUCGCCCCACACUCACCAGCAAUUCUGUGAACAAGCUGAGCAACAAUUUAUCGCAACUUUCGAUUUCCAGUAGUACCGAGAAUGAAUCAGCUGACGACGCUUUCGUGUCAAAUUUCACGGGACAAGGAGCCAAUACUGACACUUGUAUGUCGUCGGAUUCAACGCGGACAUGGUAUUAUCAAGUCGGUCAGCUCGGUGAUGAAGAAGACAAAGAUUGGAUACAUUUGCCUCCGGAGUUUGCUGCGAGAGUGAUGCUGCUUCUUCCUGAGGGGCGUGUGGCUGGCUCUAAGCGGAAAGAGCGUGAGUUCACUUUGAGUGUAUCAACUAACUCGGCAGUUGGAACGGAAGACGAAGUUGUGGAGACUUCAUUUGUUCUGAGGUACCUGGACCACGUGGAUGACGAUGUGAUCAGCUCUAUCGAAGAGAAAAUGCUAAAGCUACGUGAAGACAGUUCUCCGCGAAAAAGCACGUCAACCAAGGCGAAGUACCGACUCUGGAGACUGGAAUUCGACGCCAGAUAUACACAUGCCGUGCUAGACUAUUUGGAACGUCGUGUUGAUGGCCUCCGCUUCUUGAACGUAGCGACUUCUUCUGGUAUCGCACUGCCUGGAUUCUUCCUUCCGAAGCCUCCCAGCAACGAAGAUAUUAAGAGUGCAGCGAAGAAAAUGGAGAAUUCUAAGAACGACGACGCUCUAGUAGACGUCGUGAUACAGGGAAUCAAUCUCUUGCCUCUGGCUGCAUCGGAAGACACGAAGAGCUUGGAAGUGAACCCACUACAAUUACGUCUUGGCCGCUGGGCUAGGCGCUUCAACAAACUCGCCAACAGCGAAAUGUUUAACCUCAUGAAGCUCGACGCCAAGAUCUGUGACCUGGGCAACGCUUGCUGGACUACGAAACACUUCACGAACGAUAUCCAGACUCGCCAGUACCGGUGUCCUGAGGUUAUCCUGGGUAAACGCUACGACACGUCGGCAGAUAUUUGGUCCAUGGCUUGUUUCGUCUUUGAGUUGCUGACUGGAGACCUGCUGUUUGACCCCAAGAGUGGACGCAACUUCAAUCGCGACGAGGAUCAUCUGGCUCAGAUGAUUGAGCUGCUUGGCCGCAUGCCCAAGUCGUUUACAGGAUCCCAGCGAGGCUUACGAGAAUUCUUCAACCGCAAGGGCGACUUGAAGCGUAUCCGUAACCUCAAGUUCUGGAGCUUGCAGCAAGUGCUGAUCGAAAAGUAUCACUUCUCUCGUCAUGACGCGGAAUCUCUUGCAUCGUUCAUGGGUCCGAUGCUGCGGUACGACCCUUCGAAGCGCGCUACAGCCGAAGAAUGCCUGGCGCAUCCGUGGCUCGCCCAUGUGGAUGAUAUAGAGGAACUCACGGACGACAAGAAGGAUGGGGAAUAG
This is a messenger RNA of Phytophthora nicotianae INRA-310, 2496 nucleotides long. RefSeq names its product CMGC/SRPK protein kinase. Gene Ontology annotation, molecular function: ATP binding; protein kinase activity. The coding region runs from base 1 to 2496 and encodes 831 amino acids. The transcript is spliced from 3 exons. Gene Ontology annotation, biological process: regulation of mRNA processing; spliceosomal complex assembly; protein phosphorylation. The record is from RefSeq and is a predicted model, not a curated record. NCBI's taxonomy places the organism in Eukaryota, Oomycota, Peronosporomycetes, Peronosporales, Peronosporaceae.